GUGAUUUCAGAGGAGCCCUGAGAAUCAGCAGCCCAUAAUUCAUUUAGAGCAAACAGUACAAUGCGUUAAGUGCCGACGCUUUGAGCGCGCAUUGUCCUCUGUGAGAGGUUGAAACGGGGCAGGGUAAAAGAGACCCAGCAGGCUGUGCUUUUAAAAGACCCGAGGAGACUAUAAAACUGGUUUCAUGCCCGCUGCUGUAAAGGAUCGGCUGGAUAUGAGCACAGAGACACGGAGUGAAAAGGAUGAGCGUCUUCUCCAGCAGACCCGGCGCAGUUUGACACGUUUCCCGAGCUGGAUUCACUAACCGGUUUGUUUUCCAACCGGGGGCUCAUUAAAACAGUUCUGGUCUUACUUUUGAUGCCACGGAAAUGGGAUCGCACCAGCGAGAGAGCGUGUCCGCGCUUUGCAGGAAAAGUUUGCUUUGGACUGUGCUGAUACUCUGGAUGACCGCGCUGGUUAACGGGACCUGGAAGACCGGACUUUACAAAACCUAUUCAGUCGGGACGCAGCUGAACAGAGACCAGACAGCAGCCUCGCACACCUCAGUCUAUCAGAAAAGGAACUGGUGUCCUCAUACGGUCACUAAGACAGUGACCUGCCAGGUGCAGAAUGGGACAAUUCUCCAGCGGGUGUAUCAGACAUGCCGCUGGCCACAGGGAUGUGCAGGAGGCAGCUACAAAACCGUGGUCAGGCCUUCUUACAAAGUGGUGUACCGCACUGUGACUUCUCUGGAGUGGAAAUGCUGCCCAGGAUUCAGCGGUGCUGCUUGUGAAGAAGAUGCAGGAAACGGGCUUGUAGCUCAAGAGGCAUUAAGAAAACCAUCUACUCUACGCCGGCCACCUGCACGCACAGGAGAGACGAUCUCCAAUUGUCUCAACUGCAGUCGAAUCACUGCUUUGAGUGACAGGCUGAACACACUGGAGGAGAAGGUCCAAUUACUCACAGCACCGGCCUCCAUAUCACAUCGCCACCUUCAGGGUGAAGGGGGAACUGCUCGAGAGGCCUCAUUACUGAUGGGGGCUGUGCCUGCUCAGGGAGCUCCUGGUGAGCAGGGACCUGCAGGUCCUCAGGGCGAAAAGGGAAGAGAUGGAGUUCCUGGCAUAGAUGGGAAGCCAGGGUCUCGAGGGCUGCCAGGUCCCAUUGGGCCUCGAGGGGAGGCUGGGGCAAGGGGCCCAUCUGGAGCCCCUGGAUCAAAAGGACCAGCAGGCCCCCGUGGUCCACCAGGACUUCCAGGAGGGAGAGGUCUCCCAGGACCGCCUGGUCCACCAGGGCCCCCAGCACCAGCCAGUGCCCGCAUCCCAGAACCAGACCACAAUCGCGGAAAAGACCCCUUUUUCACCAACACCUUUCAUGAUUCUCGAGGGAUACCUGUUCCAGGACCUCAGGGGCCUCCCGGGCCUACUGGUCCCCCAGGUCCUAAAGGCCCAGUAGGACCUCCUGGUCCACCAGGACAAAAUGGAAAACCUGGAGCGCCUGGAACGCAGGGCCCCGUGGGGCCAAAGGGAGAACGUGGGGAGAGAGGUCUUUCAGGUUACCCUGGAGAGAGGGGCUUGAGAGGCGAGCCGGGAGCACCAGGACCAAAAGGAGAACCAGGAGAGAAGGGCUUGCCGGACAUUAGCUUGCAGAUGUUCCACAACUUGCAGGCAGACCUUGAGGUUCUGACUCGCAGGGUGACACUGCUGGAGGCUAUCAUCUGGCCAGAGCCUGAUCUAGGGUCUGGGGAUGGACCGUUUGGCACAUCCUCCACUAGUUUCUACAGAGAUAAGCGAUCAGGUUCACUUCCACAUCGACUUGGUUCUCCUCUGUCCUCCAACACCAAGGUUCCAGGAAAGUAGCCACUCCCUGGCUCACCCUGAGGAUCACAGGCGGGGUUGACUUCCCCUCCUAUAAGUCUCAUCGGCACUCAACACAAUUAGACGGUAACUGACACCCUCUCUGGGCUGUACCAUCUAAUUUAGGAUGGGGGACACCUCAGGGAAACUUCACUGGUACUCGACAAUACCCUGUUUCAUCAGGAACCUGAGAACUAGUUUGAACCCCAUCCAUCGCCAUAACCAAACAAUUU
Molecule: messenger RNA, 2065 nt
Organism: Archocentrus centrarchus (flier cichlid)
Lineage: Eukaryota; Metazoa; Chordata; Actinopteri; Cichliformes; Cichlidae
Gene: emid1
Product: EMI domain containing 1
Exons: 17
Coding region: 369-1835 (488 amino acids)
Molecular function (GO): protein binding
Source: RefSeq, a predicted model, not a curated record